Molecule: messenger RNA, 210 nt
Organism: Mesorhabditis belari
Lineage: Eukaryota; Metazoa; Nematoda; Chromadorea; Rhabditida; Rhabditidae
Source: the annotation of a GenBank genome assembly
AUGGGAGCUAAAUCGAAAUAUGUUGUUGUCCUACUUUCAUCGGUUAUAACGGGAUCACCAAGAGUUUGGGUUCGCGAAAGAGCGGCCGAGAAAUUUGCAGGCGUGUUCUUCGAUCCGGCGUUAGGGCGUGAUUGUCUCUUCGAGGAAAGCAAAAGAAUAAAAGGAAAAACCGAUCUUCCAAAAAGGAUAAAAGAACUUUACAACGUCACC